UACAAAAUGUCUGUACAAAUGUCGGAAAUGUCUAAAACCUAUCAAUACCGCAAAGUGAUGAAACCCAUGUUGGAGCGCAAACGUCGUGCUCGCAUUAAUAAAUGCCUAGAUGAAUUGAAAGACUUAAUGGUAGCCACUUUGGAAUCGGAGGGAGAACAUGUUACCCGCUUGGAAAAAGCCGAUAUCUUAGAGUUGACUGUUUCGCAUUUGCAAAAAAUGAAACAACAACGCAAAUUAAGCAGUUCCAGCGGCAAUACCACCAUGAAUCAGGCCGAAGGUUUUCGUUCCGGUUAUAUACAUGCUGUUAAUGAGGUCUCCAAAUCCCUAUCGGAACUACCAGGUGUUAAUGUUAACUUGGGCACUCAACUAAUGACACAUUUGGGUCAGCGCCUCAAUCAAUUGCAGCCACCUGUUAAACCAGCUUUACCCAUUACCAGCCCCUUGUCUGUGCAAAUUGGUGCUCCCAAUUUCAGAGGUCAAUAUUCAGUACCCAUUUCACCGGUAUCCAGUUAUUCCACCAGCCCUAACUCCAGUAUUGGCAGUGAAAAACAAGCUACUUCCCAACUCUUAACCACCUGUCCUUCUACUCCCAUUGAUGUCACCAGUAUCGAUGUGGAAAUUGAAGAUGAGGAAAAUGUUUGGCGUCCUUGGUAAUUCAAAGCGCAAACUCAGCUGUUAGUAAAGAGUCUCUGCACCCUUUAGUUCAAAAUGUCUUCCAAAAUCGGCUUUCAUGCU
Molecule: messenger RNA, 735 nt
Organism: Lucilia sericata (common green bottle fly)
Lineage: Eukaryota; Metazoa; Arthropoda; Insecta; Diptera; Calliphoridae
Gene: E(spl)mgamma-HLH
Product: enhancer of split mgamma protein
Exons: 1
Coding region: 7-654 (215 amino acids)
Biological process (GO): regulation of transcription by RNA polymerase II; anterior/posterior pattern specification; regulation of neurogenesis
Cellular component (GO): nucleus
Molecular function (GO): DNA-binding transcription factor activity, RNA polymerase II-specific; RNA polymerase II cis-regulatory region sequence-specific DNA binding; protein dimerization activity
Source: RefSeq, a predicted model, not a curated record